AUGCGUUUCACAAAAUUGAUGAUGCCUUUGGUUUUGUUCGAUCACAUGCUUCGUACCCAUCGCCGCCCUUGUGAUAUUGUUGAAGGAAUGAUUCAACAAGGUGUUGAUCCUAAUACUAUUACGUAUAAUGCAUUGAUGGAUGGAUAUUGUCUGCAAGGCAAAAUGGAUGAGGCUAGAAAGAUUCUUAAUUUGAUGAUACCUAACGUUUAUGGUUACAGCAUCAUGGUGAAUGGAUUUUGUAAAUUGCAAAAGAUUGAUGAGGCCAAGGAACUCUUUGAUGAAAUGUCUCGAAAUGGAGUAGUCCCUAACACUGUUACUUACACUGCUCUUAUAAAUGGCAUGUGCCAAGUAGGGAGACUUGGGGCAGCACGGGAACUUUACAAAGAAAUGAGUGCUCGCGGCCUCGUUCCAGACUCGAUGACUUACUCCACUUUGUUACGUGGCUGUAAGCAUGGUCAUGUUCAUGAGGCAGUGGAUCUUUUUCAUAUUAUGCAGAGCAAUGGGAUAGAAACUAACAUUGUCCACUAUAGUAUCUUAAUUGAUGGGCAACUUAAUGUUGCAAGGAAAUUAUUUCAUUCACUCCCAGGCAAAGGGUUACACCCUAAUGUUUAUACUUGCAAUAUCAUGAUCAAAGGACUUUGUGAAGAAGGGCUACCAAACGAAGCAUAUGAUUUGUUCAGGAAAAUGGAACUGAAUGGUUGUUUGCAAGAUAGUUGUUCUUACAAUACAAUGAUCAAAGGUUUUUUCCAAAACAAUGAUGUGUCAAGGGCAGUGCCAAUUUUACAUGAGAUGGUCGAUAAAGGAUUUUCUGCAGAUUCUUCAACUGCAACAAUGGUAAUGGAUUUAUUGUGUAAAAAUGGAGGAGAUCAAUCUAUUCUUGAGCUGCUUCUUAGAAACUCUGAAGAUGAUCAAAAUGUGAACAUGAAAUGA
Molecule: messenger RNA, 930 nt
Organism: Theobroma umbraticum
Lineage: Eukaryota; Viridiplantae; Streptophyta; Magnoliopsida; Malvales; Malvaceae
Source: RefSeq, a predicted model, not a curated record